Messenger RNA from Solanum stenotomum, 2814 nucleotides. RefSeq lists its product as uncharacterized. Gene Ontology annotation, molecular function: nucleic acid binding. The transcript has 4 exons. Gene Ontology annotation, biological process: DNA integration. Bases 1 to 2814 code for a protein of 937 amino acids. NCBI's taxonomy places the organism in Eukaryota, Viridiplantae, Streptophyta, Magnoliopsida, Solanales, Solanaceae. The record is from RefSeq and is a predicted model, not a curated record.
AUGGUACCCGAGAAGAAAGCAAGAAAAGCUGCAAUUGAUUAUGUUGUGAAGAAAGCCUUCGCUGUUUGGGAGGAUUCAUCAAAUGAGUCAAAAGAAUCAGAAUGUCCCGAAGAUGCAUCCAUGCUAGCAAUUAAAGACGAUGAGAAUGUGUUCAAUGGCAUGUUUACAUUCAUGGCUAAAUCUAACGACGAGGAAGAUGAAGAAAAGGUAACUCUCUUUGACCUUAAACAAAACUUGAAUGCUUAUUCUGUUAGAAGGUUGGGAAAUCUAGUUGUUGUUCUGAUUGACUCUGUUAUAGAGUUAACAACUGAAAUGGACUCUAUGAACAAUAGUCUAGACAAGUUUAGUGAAGAAAAGAUAGCAUUGACUUUUCACAUGUCUGUUAUCGAGGAACAAUUGACAGUUCUAGAAACUGAAAAUCUAGAACUCAAGGAACAACAUAAUGAAUGUAGAAAUCUAGCAAAAGAAAGGGAGAGGCUAGGGAGUGAAGGAAGUAGCAGUCAAGGCUUCAUGGAUAGUGGAUGCUGGAAGCAUAUGACUGGAAAGACUGAAAACUUCCUUUCACUCAAGGCACUUGAAGGUGGAGGUGUCUCUUUUGGUGAUGGAAAGAAGGGGUAUAUUCUUGGAGUUAGCAGAAUUGGGAAAUCACUGGAACACUCUAUUGAAAAUGUCUACUAUGUGGGUGGAUUAAAAUACAGUCUUCUUAGUGUUUCCCAAAUAUGUGACAAGGGAAACGAAGUUAAAUUUCUAUUAGAAAAAUGCAUUGUUACCAGCUUGUCAACUAAAGAGGUCAUCCUGACGGUCAGAAGAAGGCAAAAGAAUAUGUAUGUGGCAGACCUGGAUACUGCUCAGGGAGACGAUCUGACAUGUCUGAGCGCUCAAAGUGAAAAUGCCAUCUUAUGGCAUAGGAGGCUAGGUAAUGUGAGCUCUUUUCUACUGAACAAACUUGUCUCAGGGGACCUGGUUUGUGGCUUACCAAAAUUGAAGUUCAGUGACAACAAGGUGUGUGAUGCAUGCGUCAAAGGGAAACAGACCAGAUCCUCAUUCAAGCCAAAGAAGCAAAUGAGCUCGUCAAGAGCUCUUGAGUUGAUUCACAUGGAUCUGUGUGGGCAUGUGAAAAUUCAAAGUAAAGGUGGAAAGAAGUACAUUCUGGUGAUUGUGGAUGGUUACUCAAGGUUCACUUGGACUAUGUUCCUCAAGUCUAAAUGUGAGAUGGUUGAUGUUCUAAUGAUAUUCAUUAAAAUGAUUCAGACAGAGCUUAACUACAAGAUUGCAGGGAUCAUGUCCGAUCAUGGAAGUGAGUUUGAGAAUGAAAAGCUUGAUACCUUAUGUGCUGACAACGGUAUUCAUGAUAACUUCUCAGCACCCAGAACAUCUCAACAAAAUGGUGUUGUUGAAAGAAAGAACAUAACUCUGGUUGAUAUUGCCAAAACCAUGCUCAUAGAGUCAAAUCUUCCUCGGAACUUCCGGGCUAAAGCAGUUAACACUGCAUGCUACGUAACUAACAGGUGUUUGAUCAGGUCUUUACUGAACAAAACACCAUAUGAGCUACUCAACAUUAGGAAGCCCAAACUGAAUUAUUUAAGGGCUUUUGGUUGCAAGUGUUUUGUGCUGAACAAUGGCAAGGAUGAUCUAGGAAAGUUUUACCCUAGAAGUGAUGAAGGUGUGUUCGUAGGAGAUGAAGUAAAUAAUCUACGAGCUGAAGGAAAUCAAAACCAUGAUGGUGUUGAUUCCGGUCAAUCUGGGAAGGUUAAUGAAGCUGACAAGUCCGACGAGGGACCUGGUCCAUCCAACAAUGCAGAUCAGGAGGAGUCACCUCAAUCUGAGAAUGAUGCUUCCAAAAAUGAAGAAGAGUGGGUGUUCAGAAACAAGCUUGAUGAAAAUGGAGUCAUUACACGAAACAAGUCAAGAUUGGUGGUUCAGGGCUAUAAUCAAGAGGAAGGCAUCGACUAUGAUGAAGCAUUUGCUCCUGUUGCUAGAAUGGAGGCUAUCAGAAUUCUUAUUGCUUUUGCAGCCUUCAUGGAAUUCAAGCUCUUCCAAAUGGAUGUCAAAAGUGCCUUUCUAAAUGGUGACUUGAAGGAAGAGGUGUAUGUAAAACAACCACCUGGUUUUGAAGAUGUUGACUGCCCAAACCAUGUGUUUAAACUCAAUAAGGCCCUGUACGAACUGAAACAAGCUCCUAGAGCUUGGUAUGAGCGGCUGUCUAGAUUUCUUUUAAAGAAUGGAUUCAAAAGGGGAAAGAUAGACAACACGUUAUUUCUGAAGAAAAGGGACAAGGAAUUGCUCAUCAUCCAGGUGUAUGUGGAUGAUAUUAUUUUUGGAGCUACCUCUGAAGUUCUUUGUGAAGAAUUUGCCACUUUGAUGGGGAAUGAAUUUGAGAUGAGCAUGAUGGGAGAAUUGAACUUCUUCUUAGGACUGCAGAUCAAGAAAACCUCAAGUGGUACCUCAAUCUGUCAAGAGAAGUACAUAAAGAAGUUUCUAAAGAAGUUUCAUAUGGUUGACUCCAAGCCUAUUGACAUCCCCAUGGGUACAAACUCAAAGAUGGGAGAAGAUGAGUUUGAUGCUUUGGUGAAUCAAACUAUGUAUAGAGCAAUUAUUGGAUCACUACUACAUCCAACAGCAAGCAGACCUGACAUUGUCUUCAGUGUAGGCAUGUGCGCAAGGUUUCAAGCAUGUCCCAGGGAAUCACAUCUGAAAGUAGCCAAGUGGAUUUUCAAGGUAUCUAAAGAAGACGGUGACCUGGUCCUCUUCUAUCUAGCAGGAGACUCUUUUGAUCUGGUAGGGUAUGCAGAUGCUGAUUUUGCAGGCUAUUAG